Molecule: messenger RNA, 2887 nt
Organism: Nomascus leucogenys (northern white-cheeked gibbon)
Lineage: Eukaryota; Metazoa; Chordata; Mammalia; Primates; Hylobatidae
Source: RefSeq, a predicted model, not a curated record
GCGCGAGCACUUCCGCCUCGAGCCGGAAGCUCCGUCCCUCACAGCGCGAGUUCCUGCGCGUGGGGAGUUGGAGAGUUUGCGUGGCGGGAACGCAGCGGCAGUGAGAGCCAGCGGCGCCGGCCCUUGCGUCCGGUGCGGCGAUGCUGACCCCGGCGUUCGACCUCAGCCAGGAUCCGGACUUCCUGACUAUCGCCAUCCGCGUGCCCUACGCCCGGGUCUCCGAGUUCGACGUCUACUUCGAGGGGUCCGACUUCAAGUUCUACGCCAAGCCAUACUUUCUCAGAUUAACCCUUCCUGGAAGAAUUGUAGAAAAUGGAAGUGAGCAAGGAUCCUAUGAUGCAGAUAAAGGAAUUUUUACCAUUCGCCUGCCCAAAGAAACUCCUGGCCAGCAUUUUGAGGGGCUGAACAUGUUAACUGCUCUUCUGGCACCAAGAAAAUCCAGGACAGCAAAACCACUUGUGGAAGAAAUAGGUGCUUCUGAGAUUUCUGAGGAAGUAGUUGACGAUGAAGAGUUUGAUUGGGAAAUUGAGCAGACACCCUAUGAAGAGGUAUCAGAAAGUGCUUUGAAUCCGCAGUGCCACUAUGGAUUUGGAAACUUACGAUCAGGAGUGUUGCAGCGGUUACAGGAUGAAUUGAGUGAUGUUAUUGAUAUUAAGGAUCCAGAUUUCACCCCUGCAGCUGAACGAAGACAGAAGCGCCUGGCCGCUGAGCUGGCCAAGUUUGAUCCUGAUCAUUAUCUAGCUGACUUUUUUGAAGACGAGGCGAUUGAACAGAUUUUGAAGUAUAAUCCUUGGUGGACUGAUAAAUAUUCAAAAAUGAUGGCCUUUUUGGAAAAGAGUCAGGAGCAAGAAAAUCAUGCUACAUUAGUGUCUUUUUCUGAAGAAGAGAAAUAUCAGCUACGAAAAUUUGUCAAUAAAUCUUAUCUGCUGGACAGGAGAGCCUGUCGUCAAGUGUACUACAGUUUGAUUGAUAUCCUUCUGGCAUAUUGCUAUGAAACCCGUGUCACUGAAGGAGAGAAGAAUGUAAUUGAAUCUGCAUGGAAUAUCAGGAAACUGAGUCCAACACUAUGCUGGUUUGAGACUUGGACUAACGUUCAUGAUAUCAUGGUGUCUUUUGGAAGAAGGGUGUUGUGUUACCCACUCUAUCGCCAUUUCAAGCUGGUGAUGAAGGCCUACAGGGACACUAUAAAGAUAUUGCAACUGGGUAAAAGUGCAGUUUUAAAGUGUCUCCUGGAUAUUCACAAAAUUUUUCAGGAAAAUGACCCAGCAUACAUACUGAAUGAUCUCUACAUCUCAGACUACUGUGUGUGGAUUCAGAAAGUCAAAUCCAAAAAGUUGGCAGCUCUUGCAGAAGCCUUAAAGGAAGUCUCCCUUACAAAGGCCCAGCUGGGGUUAGAACUGGAAGAACUAGAAGCAGCAGCACUGCUUGUCCAGGAGGAAGAAACUGCAUUAAAAGCAGCCCAUUCAGUUUCUGGGCAGCAGACACCUUGCUCCAGCUCUGGGGCAAGUGAUUCGGAGGACUCAGACAGCACCGUGUCAUCUGGAAAGGAAGACUCAGACUCAGAUUCAGAACAAGAUGAACUCAAAGAUAGUCCAUCUGAGACAGUCAAUUCUUUGCAAGGUCCCUUUCUUGAAGAAAGCAGUGCCCUUCUCAUUGUUGAUGGUGGAGUACGCAGAAACACAGCCAUCCAGGAGUCUGAUGCCAGUCAGGGAAAGCCACUUGCCUCUUCCCGGCCUCUUGGAGUGUCUGGGCCUCUGAUAGAGGAGCUUGGGGAACAACUGAAGACUACGGUUCAGGUUUCUGAACCCAAGGGCACCACUGCUGUAAACCACAGCAAUAUGCAGAAGAGAGACGGCUGUCAGACACCAAAUAAUUGACUCUUAGGUGGUUUUAUUCAUUGUUGAGAAAUACGGUAGAUUUGAUUUCAUUCACCGAAUGAGAAUUCCUCAUUUUGACUUUGUAAUUUUUCUUAGUAUAUAGUCAGCCCACUGUAUUUGUGUGUUCUACAUCUGUGGAUUCAACCAGCUGCAGAUCAAAAGUAUUUAAGAAAAAAUCGCGUCUGUACCAAACAUGUGCAGACUUUUUUUCUUGUUAUUAUUCUCUAAAUAAUACAGUAUGACAACUAUUCCCACAGCAUUUACAUUGUAUUGGGUAAUAUAAGUAAUCUAGUGAUGAUUUAAAGUGUACAGGAGGAUGUGGGUAGGUUAUAUGCAAAUACUGCACCAUUUUUUAUCAGGGACUUGAGCAUCUGAGGAUUUUGGUAUCCUCAGGAGUCCUGGAACCAACCCCCCACAGAUACGGGGACAACUUUAUGACAUUGUUUUUCAAUCAGUGAAUGUUUAUACCUUUUGUUUUCCUUGCUGCGACUGUGAAGAUAAAGUUCAAAAGUAUUUUUGCCAAAGUGUAGCUAAUAUUUCAAGCUGAAAAUAAUAGUUCUACUGCCAGUGUCUCCAGAAUGUAAAGCCCAUCAAUAUUUUUAUUUUAGGAGGUGUACUUGACACCCGAUAAACUGCACGUAUUGAAAGUGUACAAUGUGUUGGCGUAUGUAUACCCUGCCUAAAACUAUCACCUCAAUUGAAGUGAGGAACGGACCCAUUAUUCCCAAGUGCCCUUGUGCCCUGUUAUUAGUUUGCAUGUCCUAGAAUUCUAUGUAAAUUGAAUCAUACAAUAUAUAUCCCUUUUUUGGUCAGGCUUAUUUUAGUCAGUAUAGUUAUUUUGAGAUUCAUCCAUGUGGUAGCAUGUGUCAAGAGGUUUUGUUUUUAUGUUUUUCAUUGCUGAGUACUACUUCAUUGAAUAGAUUUGUUCACUGACCUAUCGAUGGACACCUGGGUUGUUUCCAGUUUGGGGCUGUUAUAAAUAAAGCUGUUAUGAACAUUUGUAUACAAGU